ACCAAACGGAAGCGUUGGGCAGAGCCACACAGCAAAGUGAGGAUGGAAAAGAAGGGAAAAGAGAACGGAGUGGCGGCCAUGGCAGCCUGCUACCAGAGAUUUGAUCCUGCAGCGUAUCUACAGUAUAACUACACUCCUCCGCGGGCUGAUUUUGAAAGAAAAGACAGCAUUGUGCCGUGGAAACUGGCAUGUCUCCAUAGAGCUUUCACUGAAGGAGAUGUGAGUGGCGAGGUGCUGGUGGACAUAGGUUCGGGGCCUACCUUGUACCAGGUGCUGAGCGGCUGUGAGGUUUUCAACAAGGUGCUCCUCACAGACUAUCUGGAGGUAAACAGGCAGGAGCUGAGGCGCUGGCUCCAGGACGAGGAAGGCUGCAACCUGGACUGGACGCCGUACCUGCAGCACGUGUGCAAGCUGGAGGGACGACGCCCUUCAGCAUGGAUGGAGAAAGCUGCCAAGCUACGUGAGGUCAUCACGGACAUCCUCCCAGUCGACGUGCAUCACCCGCAGCCUCUGGCUCCGGACGCCCUUCCUUCAGCAGGGGCCGACUGUCUCGUGUCCUGCUUCUGUCUGGAGAGCGUCAGCCCUGACCUGGCUACUUUCACCAGGGCCUUGGGCCACAUUGGGAGGCUCCUGCGGCCCGGUGGCCACCUCCUGCUCAUUGGAGCCCUGGGAGAGAGUUACUAUUUUGGGGGGCCUGGGGUAAAGAUCCCUGUGGUCCCAUUGAAUGAAGCCGAGGUAUGUGGUAGUUUGAAGGAGAGCGGCUUUACUCUGAUCCGGCUGGAGGUUUACACACUGCCUCAAGACAUGAGGGUCGGGGUCGAUGAUGUGAAUGGGGUGUUUUUUGUAAAGGCAAGAAAGGACUAAAAGAUAAAGUAGGAGAGGAGGUAAUGGAUAGGAUAGGCAAAGGUUAUUAAAGGUGACAGUAAAGAAGUAACUCUACUGAUGAAAAUAUUGUAGAUUAAACCGAGGUAAAUGCAUGAUGUAGCACAGCAAACAAUUAAAUGAAAUGAUAAUGGAAUUAAUUGUAAUGCUAAUAAUACCCACACAUAUUACAGAGUGUUUUUUGGGUGAGAGGUUGCUUUGAUAGAGAUCCUCAUUCAUUUUACAAAUAUCCAACUGUAGGACAAAACAUGAGGAUGAAACAUUCCACUUUAUUCAUCUCUGUUUCAUUGGUCCAGUAAAUUUCUGAGGGUGAAUGAGAUGCGUGACAUUCCCAUUCCUUACCAAAGCAGCUGUUGGUGGUAGAAACGUAAUUGCACAUUGCCUCCUGCUGUUCAAACUCAGCAACUACAGCACCAGAAUGUAAUGCUUCAGUUCAGUUCAGUUCUUAUGGCGUAUCUUAACAUAGCAGUGUUCUAGCUCUUUAUAUACAUUAGGCCUAUAUUUUGAUAUGUUAUAUACUUCUCUUCAGUUAACUGCUACUCAGUUGAGAGGUUGAUGAGUUGCCUGUUGUGUUUUGUAAUAUGUGAUAAUGUGAAUAAAGGAGCAACGUUAAAGCAGA
This is a messenger RNA of Seriola dumerili (greater amberjack), 1501 nucleotides long. RefSeq names its product phenylethanolamine N-methyltransferase (gene pnmt). Gene Ontology annotation, cellular component: cytosol. Gene Ontology annotation, molecular function: phenylethanolamine N-methyltransferase activity. The record is from RefSeq and is a predicted model, not a curated record. Bases 43 to 864 code for a protein of 273 amino acids. NCBI's taxonomy places the organism in Eukaryota, Metazoa, Chordata, Actinopteri, Carangiformes, Carangidae. The transcript has 3 exons.